AUUUGCUAUUGACAGUGAAUGCAGCGUCAAAAAUAACGUCGGAUUAGUGCUUUGAACGUGUGACGUCGCAGACGGGCUCUGAUGUGUGGACUAGAAAUAUUUAUCUGAGGCAUUUGGAGCAACAGACAGACACUAUCGGCGUCAGCUUCACUGCAAAUUUGUGUUCCUCAGAGUGUGUUCCUUAGCUGUGUGACAGGCUGGUGGUGUACAGCCAGGAUGUCCUAUAUGAGCGCUGACAGCAGCUGGUCCCAGCCAAGGGACUUUGGCAGCCUUAUCCAGACAUGCAGCUCCAACAUCCAGAAGAUCAGUCAAAACUCUGGUCAGAUCAAAAAUCUCCUCCACCAGCUGGGGACGAGACAGAAAACCUCAGAGCUCCAGGAAAGGCUCCAACAGCUCCAGCACUACACCAACCAGCUGGCUAAAGAAACCAACAGACACCUGAAGGAGCUGGGGUCACUGCCCCCACCACUGUCUCCAUCAGAACAGAGGCAGCAGAAGCUGCAGAAGGAGCGUCUGAUGAGCGAUUUCUCCGCAGCCCUCAACAACUUCCAGGUGGUGCAGCGGAGGGCAGCUGAGAAAGAGAAGGAGUCGGUGGCCAGAGCUCGAGCUGGCUCCAGAGUCAUGGGAGAUGGAGGCAAUGUGAACGAACAGCUGGUUACAUUCGAAAAGGAAGAUGAGUGGAACCAGAGCCAGACUCAGACUGAGGAGCCCACCAUCACAGAGGAGGACCUGGAUAUCAUCAGGGAGAGAGAGACUAACAUCAAACAGCUGGAGGCCAACAUUAUGGAUGUGAACCAGAUUUUCAAGGACCUGGCUGUGAUGAUCCACGAUCAAGGAGAGAUGAUUGACACCAUUGAGGCCAACGUGGAGAGUGCUGAGGUCCAUGUAGACAGAGGGGCCGUCCAGCUGCAGAAGGCAGCCCAUUACAAGAGGAAGUCCCGUAAGAGGAUGUGCAUGCUGGCCAUGGUGCUGUCGCUGGUGCUCAUCAUCCUCAUCAUCAUCAUCUGGCAAGCCCUCAAAUAAGAGAAGCACACUUUCACAUGACAUCCAAUGUGUGUGUGUGUGUGUGUGUGUGUGUGUGUGUGUGUGUGUGUGUGUGUGUGUGUGUGUGUGUGUGUGUGUGUGUGUGUGUGUGUGUGUGUGUGUGUGUGUGUGUGUGUGUGUGUGUGAGAAAAUGCUAAAUUUGACUUUCCUUACUGUGCUUGACUGAAUGUGGAUUGUACUGUAUUUAUUUUGGGGUAAAUGGCGGGAACAUGAAUAUGUUUUGGGUUUUAAAAGGCUAACAACAUAACAGAUCUGCCAAUAUUUUGUGUUGAUAAUCAAGAUUUUUGUUAUUUCUUUAGUCUAUUGAUAAAUUGACAAGUAUUUGGCGUUUCCGCUCGUAGUUUGGAACAUUAAAACUCCACUGAGCCAAUGUAUGACUACUGCUACCACUACUGCUACUAAUAACACUAACUUAUGAAUUUUUGGAUGAUCUGUCUGUGUGUGUGUGUGUGUGUGUGUGUGUGUGUGUGUGUGUGUGUGUGUGUGUGUGUGUGUGUGUGUGUGUGUGUGAGAUAAAUAAACCCUACAUUCCAAUGCAGAAAAAGUACAAUUUUCUUCAAUGUAACCUUUGUCACUUCUUUAGGACUGUCUCAUCAAAUGCUAUCUUGCACAAUUUUAUAUACAGUAAGUAACCCUGUCUUGUUUGAAUAUGAAAGUGUAUUCCUGAUAUAAAAAGUGUCUUACCUAUAAGAAUGUUAAAAGACAAAUAUCACCUGUUAGCAGUGAUCAGAAUGUCUGUCCUUAGUAAACUGUUUGUUUCACUGGCUCUGCCCACCUGAAAGAGAAUUUAAUACAGUUCCACCUGAUCAAGUGC
Messenger RNA from Perca fluviatilis (European perch), 1858 nucleotides. Its product is annotated as syntaxin-12-like. Gene Ontology annotation, cellular component: postsynaptic recycling endosome; SNARE complex; synaptic vesicle membrane. Bases 217 to 1023 code for a protein of 268 amino acids. Gene Ontology annotation, biological process: vesicle-mediated transport; vesicle fusion; intracellular protein transport. Gene Ontology annotation, molecular function: SNAP receptor activity; SNARE binding. The transcript has 10 exons. NCBI's taxonomy places the organism in Eukaryota, Metazoa, Chordata, Actinopteri, Perciformes, Percidae. The record is from RefSeq and is a predicted model, not a curated record.